GUGCCUCCGGAGGGGCACAGCACUGCACAGAGCAGCGAGGUGCCUCCGGAGAGUAACAGCGCCGCGCAGAGCAGCGAGCCCCCGCGCACCGCGCUGGACGUUGCCAAGUCGGAGGGCAUCCUCCGGCCUCUUGAGGCAGUACCAGGCUUCGUGGCCCACGCUGUGGGCUCUUUGGUGGGUGGGGCUUCGCUGGGCGCCGGCUGGGCAGUUGGCCGCGCUGAAGAGAAGUUGGGCCGACGCCAGGUCACGGACUCCGCGGCGUUUAAGAUGGGAUUCCGCACUUGGCUUUACGCGAAUGGAAUCUGGCCGACCAUACUUUGUGAGUCCGGUCCGUAUGGCAACGAUUUCGGUCCCCUCCCCAGCGACCUGGAAACGCGGCAGCGGAUGCUCCGGGCCACGCCGCUGAUUGUCAGCAACCACGUCAGCUACUUGGACACGGUGGUGCUGCCGCUGGUGCUGGAGGUUCCCAAGAUCAUUGCCAUGGCCGAGGUCGCCUCGUGGCCCCUCUUCGGCCAGCUCUGCCAGGAGUUGGAGAUGAUCUGGGUGGACCGCUCCUCGGCCGAGUCGCGGCGCGCGGCCAAGGAAGCCAUAGCCAGCCAUGCUGCUGAGUGGGAGCGUGGAGAUCGGCCCUUGCUGAUAUGGCCCGAAGGGACUACGUCCAACGGCCAGGGCAUCAAGGACUUCAAGCAAGGUGCUUUCUUGCCCGGGGUGCCUGUGCGGCCCGUGCUGAUCAAGUACACCGGGGACUGGGAUCCCUCCAAUGUCAGCUUCCGAGAUGCUCAGGGCACGAUGAAGCCGGCGGAGGCGUACGGAGACCGCCAGUGGCUGGAGCAGUUCUUGGGUCACAUGCUGCACAGCUGUGCGGUGCUGAUCUGCAAGCCCUACACCCCGAGCCAGGAGGAAAAGGCCAAUCCAGAGCUGUUUAAGGCCAACGUGCACAAGCUCAUGUCCGAGAGACUCGAUGAGCUGAAUCAGUACACAGAGCGCCAGAAGCAGAACAAGGGCACCGGCGUGCCCAAGGGCCUGAAGGAAGUGGGCGGCGCGCUGUUUGGCAAUGUCGAGGCCUUUCUGCAGACAGCGCAGAACCGGCUCUCGGAGAAGUCGGAGGAAGUGCAGACAGCCUUUCCUUGGCUGCAGAAGCUGACGGCCCGACGUCGACCCAACGGCUACAUCGCUUGA
Symbiodinium natans is the source of this 1179-nucleotide messenger RNA. Lineage: Eukaryota; Dinophyceae; Suessiales; Symbiodiniaceae. The record is from the annotation of a GenBank genome assembly.